Molecule: messenger RNA, 3943 nt
Organism: Heterocephalus glaber (naked mole-rat)
Lineage: Eukaryota; Metazoa; Chordata; Mammalia; Rodentia; Bathyergidae
Source: RefSeq, a predicted model, not a curated record
GGGGACAGCCUAGUUGGCGAGGGAUGGCCUCCCCUGACCCGUGUGGCCCACACACUGGGUAACUGGGGCCUGGUGCUCGCCUCGGAUCCCGGGCAGGAAGUGGGGCAUCAAGGACUCUGUGUCCUGUGUCAGCAUGGCCUGCUCUGCUGCAGGCACCUGCGCUGGUGCCCACAAGGCUGCAGCAGUCGGGCCAGGCUGGGUCAGGCGAGCAGCAGACCAGACGGGGGGUUCCACAAGGACAGGAGAGGACAGGUGCCAACCCUAUCAGAACCCCAUCUUGCCCACCUGGGUCAGGCUCCAGUGGCCAGGCAGGUGCUGUGGUGGAGCUCACCACCUAGCAUGGGCAGCCCCGGCCUCCCAAGGACCAGGGCUGGGACACAGAGCGGGCCACAGGGCUGGACUUGCGCAUAAGCUUCCCGAGGAGCUGGCAAGGACGCUGGGUGGCCAACGCCACACACUCUGAGGGCUGCUGGCUUAAGCACUGAGCUCCUCCUGGCCCCCAGAGGAGGUAGGAGGAUUAUGCACCGGCCCCCUCGGCCUGCCCAGCCUCUGCCGUCAGUGUCACCCACCUCUGAGCUGCCCUUGAUCCCUGGAUCUGGGUCAGGCUGGGAUGGAGGCCCCAGAGUACCUGCCCCAGGUCUCCCAGAGCCAAGGCAGCCAAGCCUUCAGCCUGGCUCCCUGGGGCAAAGAGGACAGGGUAUCCGGAGGCUGGCGCAUCCCUGGGGACCCAGGCCCGGCGGGAGAGAUGCCCACGGCCUGGUGCUGCAGCCCCAGCCAUGGAGGGCCAGCCGCUGGCCCUGAGCUUGGCAGAGAAGGCUGUGUGCAAGGUGGUGUAUGGCACCCUCCGCCCACGCCCACUGCUGCUGCCCGUGGGCCUGGAGCUGUGGCCAUACGUGCAGAAGAUGCGGAACAUGCAGAGGAAGAGGAUGGAGGCCUCGUGCCUGGAGCUGGCUCUGGAGGGUGAGCGGUUGUGUAAGGCGGGCGACUUCAAGGCGGGUGUGGCCUUCUUCGAGGCGGCGGUGCAGGUGGGCACAGAGGACCUGAAGACACUGAGCGCCAUCUACAGCCAGCUGGGCAAUGCCUACUUCUACCUGAAGGAGUACGGCCGUGCCCUGCAGUUCCACAGACAUGACCUGCUGCUGGCCCGGACCAUUGGCGACCGCACUGGGGAAGCCAAGGCCAGCGGGAACCUGGGCAACACACUCAAGGUCCUGGGCAGAUUCGAUGAGGCUGUCGUCUGCUGCCAGCGGCACCUGGACAUUGCCCAGGAGCAGGGGGACAAGGUCGGGGAGGCCAGGGCGCUGUACAACAUCGGCAACGUGUACCACGCCAAGGGCAAGCAGCUGUGUUGGAGCUCGGCGCAGGACCCUGGGCGCCUCCCGCCCGACGUGCGCGAGACGCUGUGCAAGGCCUCAGAGUUCUACGAGAGGAACCUGAGCCUGGUGAAGGAGCUGGGUGACCGAGCAGCCCAGGGCCGGGCUUACGGCAACCUGGGCAACACCCACUACCUGCUGGGCAACUUCACGGAGGCCACGACCUUCCACAAGGAGCGCCUGUCCAUCGCUAAGGAGUUCGGGGACAAGGCAGCUGAGAGGAGGGCCUACAGCAACCUGGGCAACGCGCACAUCUUCCUGGGGCGCUUCGAUGUGGCUGCCGAGUACUACAAGAAGACGCUGCAGCUGUCACGGCAGCUGCGGGACCAGGCGGUGGAGGCGCAGGCGUGCUACAGUCUCGGCAACACCUACACGCUGCUGCGGGACUACGAGCGAGCAGCCGAGUUCCACCUGCGGCACCUGCUCAUCGCCCAGGAGCUGGCCGACAGGGUGGGCGAGGGCCGAGCGUGCUGGAGCCUGGGGAAUGCGUACGUGUCCAUGGGGAGCCCGGUGCAGGCCCUGGCCUUCGCCAAGAAGCACCUGCAGAUCUCCCAGGAGAUCGGGGACCGCAAUGGGGAGCUGACGGCCCGAAUGAACAUUGCGCAGCUGCAGCUGGCGCUGGGCCCGCUGAGCAGCCCGGCGGCCACAGAGAAGCUGGACCUGGCCGGCUACGAGGCCCAAGGGGCCAGGCCCAAGAGGACACAGAGGCUGAGCAUGGAGGCCUGGGAUCUGCUGCGGUUGCCCCCGGAGCGGGAGCAAAAUGGAGACACCUGCCACAGCGGGGACUGGCGGGGGCCUGGCAGGGACUCGCUGCCCCUCCCUGUGAGGAGCCGGAAGUACCAGGAAGGGCCGGAUGCCACCGAGAGGAGGCCUCGGGAGGGCACCCAUUCUCCGCUGGACAGUGCCGAUGUCCGUGUGCAGGUGCCCCGCAUGAGCAUCCCGAGGGCCCCGUCCUCCGACGAGGAGUGCUUCUUCGACCUGCUGAGCAAGUUCCAGAGCAGCCGCAUGGAUGACCAGCGCUGCCCGCUGGAGGAGGGCCAGGCAGGGGCGGCCGAGGCCACAGCCGCUGGCUCGCUGGAGGAGAGGGUCGCCCAGCCGUCCAUGACAGCCUCCCCACAGACCGAGGAGUUCUUCGACCUCAUCGCCAGCUCCCAGAGCCGCCGGCUGGAUGACCAGAGGGCCAGCGUGGGCAGCCUGCCUGGCCUGCGCAUCACCCACAACAAUGUGGGCCACCUCCGCGGUGAUGGGGACCCCCAGGAGCCAGGGGACGAGUUCUUCAACAUGCUCAUCAAGUAUCAGUCCUCCAGGAUCGAUGAUCAGCGCUGCCCACCCCCUGAUGUGCUUCCCCGGGGCCCCACCAUGCCAGAUGAGGACUUCUUCAGCCUCAUCCAGAGGGUGCAGGCCAAGCGCAUGGACGAGCAGCGUGUGGCUCUCACCGGGAGCCAGGAGCAGGAGGCCAGCGGGCCGCCCCAGCCCCCCCAGCAGUGCCAGCCAGGUGCCAGCUAAGGCCGCGCACCCCACCUCUGGACGCUGGGGAGUGCCCUCACCACCCACACUGGGACAGCCCAGGAAGCCAGGGCUGAGGGCCACUUCGAGCCCUCUAGCCCUUCCUGUUGAGCCGACACCAGGCACACGGCCCCCCAGCAACCCCUCCCUGGGCUGCUCAGCCUGGAGCUGCCCACCGUCCUGGCUUCCUGCAGGCCUGGCCCUGCCUUGCCCUGCCCUGCCCCAGCCAGGCCCUUGGCAUGUGGCCCUGACCCCGGUGCUGUCUGGACCCCUCUUGGACUCCGCUAUGCCCAGCCAAAUGUGAAUCCCGCCAUCUCCCCAGGGCCCACGUGGGGGUCUGGGAAGACCUCUCGGGGCUGCCAGCAAUACAGGCAGCUUGUCCCCAGCUGGUCCUGGAGGACAGUGCUGUCCAGGCUCCUGUCCCCUCUGUCUCCCUGCUCCUAACCAGCUGCUGGAGGAGCCAGGCAGUACAGGGGGCCCAGCAUUGGCAGCCUGGCAUGGCAGUGGGACAGGCAGGUCCUGCCCUGGGCCCUGUCCACAAGGUAGACACAGGGCACGAACUCCAAGCCCCCAUCCCACCCUGGAGCCGACAGGCCUGGUCCUGGGGUGCCAGCUUACAGCAAGUGCCACACCCACUUGGUGUGGGCGAUGGCUCAACUCAACCCUGGGGACCCCAUGAGCACCUGCCCCUCACCAGCUGAGGGGGGGUCCAGGCUGUGGCACCAAGCCAGGGACCCCAAGAUUUGGGGACCAUGGCUACCCACUCUCCCAGACCCCUGCCAGCUCUGGGGUACACACAGCCCCUCAGUCCCAAGGGCAUGUGGCAACCACAAGGUUCCCAACCCCGGGCACAGAGAGGUUUGAGGGCCAGCCCUGCCAUCAGCAUGGGGACCCCGCUUCUAAGAGUGGGCAACCCUGGGGCUUCUGGCAGGGCGCCUGAUACUUGAAUGUACGUGUGUAUUUAUUGCUCACUCUCAUGUGCCAUGUCAUCCAUGGGUUCACACCCCCCCCCCAAGAGGUACGUCUGCUUUUGGUUUUCCUGAAAAAUAAAGUUUGCCAAGUGA